CUCCUAAAGGCUAUUUGAAUCAACUUGAGAAGUUUCACCAAGUGUUCAGCUUCAAACAUGGGAUUUAAAAGUUUAAAUGACCUUAAGACAAGCCAGGAAACAUUAUUCCGUAAUAUUGUCCGUUCAGAUGGCUUCACUGCCGAUUUUCUUUUCGGUAAGAAAGGGAAAGCAAAAGAAGAGAAGACCAUCGAAAACCAUCGGUUGACUUUGGAGGACUUCGAUUUAGCCGAAAUUGAAGCUGUUUACAGGCCUUGCUUCAUUGAUCCCGGGAGAAAAGACGUCUUCACAGUAGCGAUCGGGCUGGACGAUGAAAAGCACCAAGUGCGAAGAUGUUCUACCAAAGACACCACGUACUCUGCAAGGCUAGAGAAGAAAAAAGCUGGUAAACUCAAGGGCAUCGAAAGUGAUAUACCAACUGCCAAGACAGGCUCCAAUGCCCGAUAUCGCUGUUAUGCAACAUACAUUCUACAGCACUUGGAAGACUUGUUUUCUUUCUACGAUGAUGGUACUGCCGAAGAUCGAUUCCAUUUGUACCAAGGACGGAAACGUGCUGCCGACAAAAUGGUAAACAUGCUUAUCAAUGGCAGUACAAAGUAUAAAUAUGGAUCUCAGAUUGAAGAAAGAAAAGAACAAAACAAGGUCUCCAAGAAGAAGAAUAAAGACAAGAUGGCUUUAUAA
Molecule: messenger RNA, 678 nt
Organism: Mycotypha africana
Lineage: Eukaryota; Fungi; Mucoromycota; Mucoromycetes; Mucorales; Mycotyphaceae
Exons: 3
Coding region: 58-678 (206 amino acids)
Source: RefSeq, a predicted model, not a curated record